This is a messenger RNA of Zeugodacus cucurbitae (melon fly), 2281 nucleotides long. Its product is annotated as F-box only protein 32. The transcript is spliced from 6 exons. Gene Ontology annotation, biological process: protein ubiquitination. The coding region runs from base 822 to 1874 and encodes 350 amino acids. Lineage: Eukaryota; Metazoa; Arthropoda; Insecta; Diptera; Tephritidae. The record is from RefSeq and is a predicted model, not a curated record. Gene Ontology annotation, cellular component: SCF ubiquitin ligase complex; nucleus; cytoplasm. Gene Ontology annotation, molecular function: protein binding.
UACGUUGCGCUCAGUUCACUUUUGUGACUCGGCUCGUGAAGUACAUUAUUUUCAACUGCUGAUCAAGAAAAGCGAAAUUUAUUUUGAGAAAAAAAACUCCAAAUAAUCCAUUGUUUUCAACCGUAUCAAAGUGUAGUAAAAGAAGUGAAAAAAGCUUGAAAACAUUUGUUACUGCUGAUGCGCAAUUGUGCUUGCCUACUGUUCUGUACUGCCAAAAAUAAAGUUAUAAACAAAACAGAAAACUAAAAAAAAAAAAAACGGUGAACAUUUGACAUUUUAUAAAUAAUAAAAUAAAGCAAAUAUUGUGCAUUUCUGUGAUUAAUCCAUAUAAUUAUAACUCUUGAGACGAUACACAAUUGCUUGUGGCAUAUGGAAGCAGCUUUUAAAAGGCAAAUUGCGCAAAAUAAUAGUAAACGGAGCAUUCAUAAGUUCAUAAAUGAAGAAGCAGCAUAAUAAAUAAUUAAAAAUAGCAAACGUGCGUGUAGUAAACUGUAAAACCGUCCGUACAACAAAGUGUAAUACAAUUACACAGAGAACAAUUAUUAAUAAGCGCAAUCAUAAAACUUGAAAUUAAAUUGUGAUUUUGUUACGAAUUAAAAACAAAAACAACAAAAAAUACUAAGCAAUUAAGUGCAUUAAUUGUAAGGGUCAACGUUAAAUUACUACAACGACAACAACAACAGCAAAGGCAGCAAUUGCAGCGAACAGCAAGCGCUUGCAUUGAGUAUACAGCAGCCAUCACAUACAAACAAACAACUAGCUAGCUAAUUAAAGCCACUGCGAAAACAAAAACAAAAACAAAAACAAGUAAAUUCAUCGAAAUGCCGUUCUAUUCGCGCGACUGGCGUUCACCCGGUGAGGCAUGGGUCAAAACCGAUGAGGGCUGGGUGUGCAAAAAGGUGCUCGAAUGCGGCAAGCGGAAGAGACUCUCAUCCAAUUCGGACGAUAGCUUUGACGAUGAUUCCGAUGAGGUGAUCGUGCCGCCACACUGCCACAUAACUGUACGUUGUACACGCGAAAUUGCCGGCUUCAAUGGACUCGGCGAAGUUGUGCGACGUCUGGACUUUCGCACCUCAUUACGUAAUCACAAACGCUUCCACUAUAUUUGUGCGCUGCUGCGAUUGUUGGUCUCGCACAAGGGUAUUGUCAACUUGUCGGGCAGUGCGCAACGGGUGCUCAUGCAAAUCGUUGAAGAUGUGGCCACACAUGUCAAUGACAGCCAACAGCAUUUGAAUGUGCUGCGCGGUUUGGUCAUACAACUGCAGGAGAUCGUGUUUCAGGAGAGCCAGAAGUGUUGGGGGAAACCGUUAGGCAGCACCAAUCUGUGGCAGGAGCAUAUCGAGACUAUAAAACGCAUACAAAAUGUUGCUAGUCAACUCGAAAUCAAAGAGCCCGGUCCUGAAAUACGUCCAAAACUGCACGAUCUACCUGAGGAGUGCAUACGUGAGAUUAUCUUACGCAUAGCUGAUCACAAAGAUCUCGAAGCCUCCGCCAACGCCUGGCCCACCAUGGCCACAUUGGUCUCGGAGGAACGCAUUUGGCGCGAACUCUGUCGCUUCCACUUCAAACAGCAACAAAUCAAUUUAAUACUCGAUCUAAAUAAUAUAAAACUAAUGAACGAGGUAAAGGACUGGAAAAAGAUCUAUCAUCAGUUGCGACGCACUUACGGCGUCAAUGAUGACUAUCAAUUUGCCGAAGUGUUGAAACUGUGUCGCAUAUGUUCGUGUCUGUUCUGGCCUUCGGAGGGCCAUCCUUGUAUAGCCGAUCAAAUGCCCGACUAUAAGCAGCGCUUGGAGGAGGCGGCGGGUGGUGGACAACUGGUUGUGGCACAGCCAGUGCCACCGGCACAAUUUCUGAAAUAUUUCUCAUUGUAAAUACGUAAUAAUUUAAGAUAAUACUGUAAUUGAGGGAGAAUGAAGAAAAUGUAGUGGCAAGGAAGUGGCGAAUGUUGAACUGAUUAAGACUUGUUAAUAUUGAGGUUAUGUUGUUCAAGUGAUGGUAUAUAUAGCGAUCGAUUUUAGAGGCAGCUUGGAAAUCUGGUGCACUAUGAGUAAUGGAGGCGUGAAAUAUAUAUAUUUAUUGAUGAACAUAAACUGCUUAGCCUCAAAAUUAAAAAAAAUGUAAAAAAGAAACUAUUAAACGAGGCAACUUGCAACAAAGUACAGUGAUAACUUGAAAAAGUAUACAGAUAUAUACAUAUGUACUAUAAUAUUGUAAUGAUUCAGCUACUUAGUGAGAACUAUUGAAUUUGAUGUUUUUAAAGAAUUUCUUUUUUUUAUUU